Tribolium castaneum (red flour beetle) is the source of this 1152-nucleotide messenger RNA. Its product is annotated as protein charybde. Bases 125 to 703 code for a protein of 192 amino acids. NCBI's taxonomy places the organism in Eukaryota, Metazoa, Arthropoda, Insecta, Coleoptera, Tenebrionidae. The transcript is spliced from 3 exons. The record is from RefSeq and is a predicted model, not a curated record. Gene Ontology annotation, biological process: negative regulation of signal transduction; regulation of TOR signaling; apoptotic process. Gene Ontology annotation, cellular component: cytoplasm.
UUACCAGGCAGUGCAAGAGUUCCUGAUUGGUCGGCAACAGCCCCACCACCCGAUCAGCUGACUCUUUGUUAGCCGGCAGAAGCGGCCCCAGUUUCACCCAUGAUGGACUGAAAUCACCCGGAAAAUGCUCCGAAAACGCCUCGAGGAGGACAAGCCCUCCAAAAGCACCGUCUUCAGCAAGCUCCUGGUCAAGUCGCCGGACCUGGCCGCCAAGACCAUGUCCUCGGACAUCAUCGAGUCGGUGCUGGUGGACGCCCCAGCCCCCUCUUGUCCGGUUUUGGUCGCGCCCACCGACAGGGGGCUCUGUGUGACGCUCGCGGCUUUGACGUAUCGAUUAGAGAGGGAGCUGCGAGCGGCCAAAAGGACACAUCUCUCCUGUGGGGAGGUGCUGCUCCCGAGCGGACUCCUGCACAGGAUUGCGAGGGAUGUUUUGGGGAUGGCUGAGUCGGAACCGUGCGGAAUUCGCGGGUGUCUCAUCUAUGUCAACUUCGAGGGGGUGGAACAGUGCCGGAAACUGGCCAGCUUUAAGUGCGACCCCGAAACCGCCACCACUUUUGAACUCAAACUCACGUUCAAGCAAAACCCCACCGGAUGGAAUUUCAUACCGCAAUUCCUAAAGAAUUUGGCCACGGGGGGCACCAUCGUAGUGAGUCCGGCGUACGUACUGACCAAGAAGAAAUUGUACCGUUCGAUGUUAGAAUAAACCAAGACUGAAAACGCAUCUCACCCAGUGACUGAUUUUUGUACUAAAUGUGUUUAAGCGAAACACAAGGAUCGGAGCCUUUCUUUAAGAGACUGCAGUCAGUGAUACAAAGAGUGAUUUAUUUCGAGAAGUACCUGCAAAAUCUGCUCCAAGUUGCCGCGACCGUCAACAAACCCAGUUACUACAAGUUUUAGCAACCGGUCAGAUCGCAGCAACUCGGACCAAACCCUACGUACAAGUUUUUGUUAGAUUUUUAUAAAGUUGAGGCAGUGUGAUUGUCCAGAAUGUAUUUUCAUUUGAUUUUGUGAUAGGAAUCACAGUAUUGUUUUUUCGAUAUUAUUCAAAGUAUUAGAGAUGCAACCGUGUUGAAAGAAUAAUUUUAGUGUGAUAGUAAAUUUUUGUACUUUAUCAGAAUUUAUUACAAAUAAAUACAUGUGAAACAUGAGUUA